AUGGCAGACUACGAAGGAUAUUUGCUGCUGCACGAUAUCGGACGACAGGCGGACCCUCUCUUUUUCGAGUUGGAAGGCGGUAUGUUGCGGUACUACGACAAGAAGGACGGGCGCUUCAUUGGCCAGUUCUCACUCACUCGCCACCGCGUACUGGUGCAACCGAUCGACGGUGGACUGACGCCCAACCGCUUCUACUUAGAGCUCAGCCCUGUCCGCUCGGUGCAUGACACAGAUCGCUCGAUCAAGCACUUCCGACGUACGCGAAUUGUGCUAGGCGCGUCGACUCCCGAGACUCAGGAGCAGUGGAUCAAAGCACUGCGUACCUGGCGCCGUCGUAAUUGGAAGGACACGGCAGUAAUUGCUGCGUUUGAAGACGAAGCCAACGCGCUACGCAUGAUGAUGCUCAUGUACCGUCUUGAGCUCAAGCUGCUGCGCUUCACGGACCUCACGCUACGCAAGGUCAACAUGGAUCCUCACCCGAGUGACCCGAUCUACGGCGAGGCAGCGUUCGCAAAGCACCAAGGACACUCGACUACUAAGCUUGGAGGAGCAAUUCAGGUCACUCGUUUUACCGACACGUUCGGCGUCCAAGGAAUCUACGCGGACCAGUUCGCGCUAUGA
Molecule: messenger RNA, 621 nt
Organism: Phytophthora infestans T30-4
Lineage: Eukaryota; Oomycota; Peronosporomycetes; Peronosporales; Peronosporaceae
Exons: 2
Coding region: 1-621 (206 amino acids)
Source: RefSeq, a predicted model, not a curated record